Molecule: messenger RNA, 4737 nt
Organism: Rhopilema esculentum
Lineage: Eukaryota; Metazoa; Cnidaria; Scyphozoa; Rhizostomeae; Rhizostomatidae
Source: RefSeq, a predicted model, not a curated record
GAGGCUCGAAGCUUGGCGGGUUCCGUUUGAAAAAAUUGAUUUGGUGCAGGUGGCCGGUAUUGAAUUGUUGAAAACAAAAAUUCAUUUUCAAGCAUUCGAAACACUCAACGACAAUGCAUUCUCCCAGCUUAGUGUUUUUGAAAUACUUCUUCUCACUUUGGGCAGAGUGAAGUGUUCAAAAGCAACCGGAUCUUCGUUAAAAUGGAAGUUGUUGAAGCGAGUGCUAUUAGGCCAGACAGUGAGCAGUCACAGACUAACGCUGGCGUUGAUAUGUUGCCACGGCCUUGCAGCAUGCCAAGCUUUGAUAAAAAAACUGAACUUGCAAGGAAAAGAAUUCUACAGACAUUACCAUCGAAGCCUUCUGUUAGGCGAGGACUGGAGAACAAGCCAUGGAAGUCAAUGUCAUCAAGUCAAGGGUUGUUUGGAACAGCAUCACCUGCUUUUGGGACUCCCUCUUACCCAGCACAUUUAGAUAUGAUAAGAGCACCAGAUGUUGGCCUUAGUACAUCUGAUAUCUCUAGCUACUCAUCAAAUGAGCUGAACAAUAAUUUCCUUGACUCACUAAUACAUGAAGCAAGGGCUGGUAUCUGUAAUGCUGUGAAGAAAGAAGGAGAUCUGGCAUCUUCUAAAAAAAACCUCGCUGAGUCACUUCACAGUUUCAGUUUUGCACCUGGAUUUUCACGUGGGUCUUUUGCACCAAGCCCGAGUCCUGGCCUGAACUCCUCACUUAAUACGUCAUGGCAGUUUUUCAAUUUCGUCGGAGGAGCCGAAGUCGGAACAGUUUUCCCAACAACUACAAGGAACCCCAACAAAGCAAUCAUUACGAUAGAUGGCCGGACGUCAAAGAUUCUAGUUGCCAAUGAAAUCGCUGGAAAGUUGUUUGGUUAUCUUAACGACGAGCUGUGUGGCAUGAAGAUGUCCAAGCUGUUCACGAUGAAAGACGGAUUCAAACAAGAUGCCUUGCUUGAGCAGCACAUUGAUGUUGAUGGAAAUAUUGUGAUGGUUUCUGGCAAAGUGGUCGAGGCAGUGGACUGUGAUGGAUGCAUCAUACCAGUUUCACUUUGGAUGAAAAUGGUCCAUUCAGACGGGGACCCGAGAUGUGUGGCAAUCAUUGAGCCUGUUCAAAGGGCUGUCGGCUCUUUCCUGUUCAAUGCAGAGGGGACUAUAGUUGAUUGUGACUCACAAUUUGCCCUAUUACACGGAUUCUCAAGCCCGGAGGAAGUUGUCGGAGAAUCAAUCCUGAAUUUGAUUCCGGCUUUUAUGUUACCGAUACCCGGUCACGAACUUGCACGGUCUUUGAAGAAACAGAGAGCUACUGGAAAAACGAAGGAUAACACGCGGUUUCCCGUGAGCAUUCAGAUUUCUGAAUAUGACAAAGAAUCCCACGAUUUGUACCUUCGCAGAGGGCAUCCCGAUGAUAUACAGUUUAGUAAGUUCCUUUACAAAGGCAUCGUGUGGGUCUUCUCCAACAUUAGUGGUUUGAUUAGCGUUUCACCCAGUGGACGGAUACACAGCUGUAAUGGCAAUUUUUCCAUGAUGCUGUUUGGGUAUUCUGAGCAGGAGCUUGUAGGCAAGGAUCUGACAUGUCUUGUACCGUUUUUCUACGAUCACGUGGAGCUGGCAGAAGAUCGAAGCUUGAAAAUUCCUUCAAUCAGUGACGACGGUGAGAUCCACCUUGACCCAAAACGUGACACAGCGUUGUCUGGGAAUUUCGCUAUCGGUACCUCGAGCGUUUCCGAUGGGUUUUCAGACGUUGAUAGCAUGCUUGGAAACUGCGAGUAUAUGAAUGACUUGAAAGGUGUUGCUGAAAUUUCACAAUCAAAUUCAGAGCUGACAGGAGCAUCUUCACUGACGCUUGAAAGUGAUGCCCAAGACACUGAUAGUGGACUGCCCAUCAAAUCUAUGAACGGAUCUUCCACAUCAGAAAGCUCGUUUUUGACUCCUAGGCCAAACGGUGAACAGUUUUCAUCCACCCCUGAAAUCGAAAGUAUCAAAACUAAUGCGGCCAGAAGCCGAAGUGAAAGAGGCUGUCUUGUUGUAGAAGAACAGAGGGAACCUAGUACCUUACAAGUGGUCACAAAUGAACUUGCAAGCGAAUCUUCAGGAGAAAUUAAGUGCUUGGAUUUGGAAAAGUCGAAAAUUCUAGAAAGUACGGAUGCUCCAAAUUGCAGUUGUUUAUCUGGCCAAGACUCAUGUAAUACGGAAAAUACAUCGUGUCAUAAAAGUUGUUGUAUUUCAGAAAAUGAGGGAGUAACUAAAGCUGAAAAGGAACUAACUGCGAAGAAAGCAGAUUCUAUUGAUAGCAAAGGAAACUUUGAUAGUGAAAAUAAGUGUUUGGAUGCAGGGAAAGAUAUUGAGGCUAACAGUGGAAAGUAUAAUGCUGAUGAAAAAAGUUUGGGACAAAUGAAGGAUGGUGAACUUGAUGGUGCUGAUGAUAAAGAGAAUUUAAUAGAUGAAGUAGGAAAACCGGAAAGUGUCACAAAUAAGUCAAUAAAUAAUGUUGAGAACCAGGAAAGCAUAAUUGGAAAGACAUUAAUUGAUUCAAGGGUGUAUGUGCUUAAUAAAGGUAAAGAAGAGACAUCUUCAGAAGAGCACAGUCUUGCCCAUACUGAGUGCAGAGAUAUGCCCACUGCUUUGAAAUAUGACAGUAGCACAUUUAGUGAACCAACCAACUCUCAUAUGUCUAACGAAAAUACUGGCAGCAGGGGAAAUGCGUUUGUUAACGAGGAUGGGUUGGUCGUGCUUGAUGCAAUGCAGGAGGGCAGUAAGAAUCUUGAACAAGAGCCAGAGGCAGGUGAUAAAGUAGGAAAAGUAGAUAGCAGUUGCGACAAAGGAGGCUGGCAGCCAAACCGGGUGACAUCAACUCCCAAGCUCGAUCGGGCUGAUAGUCAGACUACUAAAAAGAUUUUCGAAGGGAAUUUUUGCGGGCAAGCAAGGCAUAAAGAUGGAUCCCUGCUUCCCAUUGUCUUCCAGAUUAAGCAAAUAACGUUAGAUCGAGGCCAAGAGAUGUUCUGCAUUUGGGUGUCACGUGAUCCAGAGGAACACGGUGAAGGAAGUAGAGCGCCUUCGCAGAUGCUUUUUACAUCGAGCUUCAACAGUACUCUGAACACUUCACAUGGUGGUUACCUCUACGAUGCACAGAGGACUGCUGCAGAACUUAGUCGCUCUUUAACUGAAGAAAACCUUAAAGGGCAAUAUGACGAGAGAUAUUUGACUUUAAAAUCAAUCGGAAAAGGGGCUUUUGGCUUUGUAAAGCUUGCACAAAGACGGCUUGAUGGGCAAGAGGUUGUUGUGAAGUUUAUACAGAAGAGCAAGAUAGUGCCAAGCAGCUGGAUUGAACACAAGAGCUUUGGAAAGAUCCCACUUGAAGUUUAUUAUCUCGUCAAGAUUGAUCAUCCCAACAUCGUUAAGAUGUUUGACGUUUUCGAAAAUGAUGAGUUCUUUCAACUUGUCAUGGAAAAACAUGGUGACGGCAUAGAUUUGUUUGAGUUUAUUGAUCGACAACCAGCACUGGACGAGCCUUUAUGUGCAUACAUGUUCAAACAGGUUGUAUCUGCAGUGUCAUACCUCCACAGUCAGAACAUACUUCACAGGGACGUCAAGGACGAAAACAUCAUAGUUGACAAACAGUUUACUCUCAAGUUAAUCGAUUUUGGCUCAGCUGUUUACAUGGAACAGGGAAAGCUGUUCAGUACAUUCUGUGGAACAGUCGAAUACUGCUCGCCUGAAGUACUUCUUGGAAACAAAUAUCGUGGACCAGAGCUUGAGGUUUGGUCAAUGGGCAUCACUCUUUACACGUUAGUGUUUGGUGAAAACCCUUUUUUCGAUGUAGAGGAAACAAUCAAAGGAGAACUGCAUCCACCGUUCAGAGUUUCUUCAGAACUGAUGUUCCUGGUAUGCUGGAUGCUUCACACGGAGCCCAAUUUAAGGGCAUCUGUUAAAGACAUAUCAAGCUACAGAUGGCUCAACCAAAAAGUCGACGUUGGCCUUUAUGAUUACGAUACCAUCUUUGCUGAGGACAGAGAGGACUACUACCCUGGCUCUGACGACAGAAGCCCAAGUUCAGCGGAAUAUGACGAAAACUAUGUCCAGUAUGAUUAUGAUGAAUACGAAGAGGAGCAGGAGUACGUCGCAGAGCAUGAAAGACUAGAGGAGGAGUACAUAAGGUACUUGCAAAGACAGACCUCACUACCAGAAACGUAUGAACGUGAACACGGAGCUUCUUUUUGAAAGGAAAGCAGUCAAAACCAAAGUAGCCCUAAUUGAAACAUGCAGCUAAUUCUGCCUUUUAGCAGAAAACAGAUCAUCCAUCUAUAAAGUUUGAAGUUUAGAAGUAUAUAUAGAUAUAGAGUUAGGACAUAAUUGGUACUUAAGUUAUUCUGUAUUUUACUAACGCUUUACAGAGCAUUUCAUAUGCGUGCUCGUUGGAAACAGAGAGUUAUUUAUAGUUUUAAGCAUAUCGUUGUUGAGGAUUCACUUAGAGCAUGUUAUGAAACUUUUUAACACAGGUCAAGUUGGAUCGCGGAGACCGUGUUUCCACCUGGCCUUACAAAUUUUUCAGCAGUCAUCUACGCAUUAUUUUACAUUAAAAAUCGCCUUUGUCUGCUACUUGCUAUCCUGUGAAACUCAAGUUCUCAAUUUAUCGUUAUUUAAGGCGCGAUUGCAUAAAGAUUUUCACUAUUAGGCUGGGAUUACAGUCCUCCUACCCGUUAUGAAAUUCUCUCUUUUAUCUAGUCA